Geodia barretti is the source of this 1642-nucleotide messenger RNA. The record is from the annotation of a GenBank genome assembly. Lineage: Eukaryota; Metazoa; Porifera; Demospongiae; Tetractinellida; Geodiidae.
CCUUGCUUUUUUAUGACAUCCCUAUAUUCCACACUUUUUUAUUUCUAAGAAUUUUAUUUACUUGUCUCCUUUACUUUUUUUACUGCAUUCACAUGCAUGGUGUGCAAUAAAAAGUUGGGCAUAAGCCCAUAAAAAAGUAACAUUAGUGGCUUUAGCUAUUGCCUCGAUGUUUUGUCGUCAUUCACAUUACAUCAGUGCACCAACUUUCAUUGUUAGAGGACCCAUCAUAAGCAAGUUAUAGGCACUGACACCAUUUAUAAGUCUUUUUUUGUCUCAGGCUGUUUGUUGUUGUUUAAAACCUUGUAAUUUCUGUUUCGAUGAACGACUCAGUGUACCAUUGUUAGAGGACCAACCAUAUAGGGUGAGGCUCGGGGUGAGGGGGAGGAGCCUCAGGGAUUGAAGAUCUAGGAGGGUCGACGCGUCUCCCCCGACCCGCUCUAGUUCACACAAAAGAUUAUGGCUGAGUUUAUUCGAGGUCAUCCCGAGUUGCAGCCAUUCGUGCUCUCCAAUGUACGCCUGACUGGUACCACAAUCGGUGCAGGAGCCUACGGCAGCGUGGAGGAGGUCGCCGUGCCUGGAGCCAUCUGCGCCGCUAAAAAGAUCCACGACUUCUUCCUGGACGCUGCCCAAGUUACAUCUGCUGCUGUCCAGAAGGCUACGACGCAAUUCGUGGCGGAAUGUCAGCUGAUGAGCACUCUCCGCCACCCGAACGUCGUCCAGUUUCUGGGCUUGUGUUUCAUGCCCGGCUCGCGCCUGCCAGCCAUCGUCAUGGAGCGACUACUGACGAGCCUUCACGACUUGCUGGACCCAGAAACUUACCCUCCACCCCCGCCCGAUGCGCCAAAGCCCUUCUUCCCGCUGAACCUGAAGUGUUCGGUUCUUCACAACGUGGCGAGCGGUAUAACCUACCUCCACGAGCGAUCGCCGCCCAUCAUACACCGCGACUUGUCGGCCAGAAACGUUCUCCUAAACUCGGGGAUGGUGGCCAAGAUAGCGGACCUGGGAGUGGCUCGGAUCGUGCCUCGAAUGAGAAUUGCAGCCACCAUGACAAAGGCACCUGGUGCAGGCGUCUACAUGCCUCCAGAGGCUCUGGAAGACCGACCUCAAGAUGAAGAAGUAUCGAAAGCAAAAUAUGGUGCAAGCAUCGAUAUUUUCUCGUUUGGAGUCGUGGCUAUUUUCACACUCUCGCAGACCUUCCCUAGCAGUUUACUGCCUACUGCCUAUCGCGAGCGUGGCCGUUUGCUUGCUAGAACUGAGCUUGAGCGACGAGAGAGGUACACGAGGAUGAUCUACAGUCAGCUACGCGAGAAGCAUCCUCUCCUCCAGAUGAUUGAGGGGUGUCUGGACUUCCCUGAAGACCGGCCGAGCAUUCGCGAGGUGCUGCGUUUGUUGGAGGAGGCCAGAGCUGAAGUGAGAGACGAGCAGACAGACAUGAACAAACUGGAGCUGUUGCAAGCUCUUCAGACACAACGCGGGAACCAGAAUGUUGAGCUAUUGGGACAGCUGAGGAGAGCGGAAACUGAGUUAGCCGAGGCCCAGGGACAACUGAGACAAAAGGUGAAUCACAUAUAAGCAUGUUUGUCAACAAAAGUCCAACAUUCUCUGACUAUAGGAGGAACAACUGCAGUCUGGCGAGAGAGAG